Molecule: messenger RNA, 714 nt
Organism: Effrenium voratum
Lineage: Eukaryota; Dinophyceae; Suessiales; Symbiodiniaceae
Source: the annotation of a GenBank genome assembly
AUGUUCCAUGGCUGUACUGUCUUUUUCCUCUUCUUCUUGAGAGGUUCCACCGAAACCUUGAACAGCUGGAGUGCUGGCAGCGUGCAUCCUCACAACCAUGGAGCUUUUGCACAUGUGGCAGCAGAUGGGGAGCUGGCCAUCCGGCGCAAGCUCAUGCGCUCCAGCAAGGCUGAUGCCAGGCUGGAUCAAGUGGCUGAGCGUCACUUUGGGUCUGCGUCCUCUGUGCCCUACGCCAACUAUGGGCCAGCCACCUGCCGCGGGUCUCAGCUGAAAUGCCCUCAGGAUGGCAGCGACCCCUGCAGCCAAGUGGAUGGCUGCAAUGCGGCCUACCACAAGUGCCCCAUCAACGGCCUCGAGGAAGGCUACAAGAAUUGUGCCCCGCACCCCCAGGACAAUACCACCUGCAGAUCGACUGCCACUUGCUACUUGAAGUGCUCGGGCGUCCAUGCGGAGAAGAAAGCCCAUGGGCCUGGCAAGCCGCGGUGCGAGGACUUAGGCGAUGACACCUGCAACGGAGACAUUAUGUUGUCGACUUGCAGGUGGAGGAGAACGGUCUUGGGUACGAGUGCCAGCUGUCGGGAGACUCGACCUGCACCCGUGCCAAAACCUGCGGGGCGCAGAAUCCCCCGGAGAGCUUGGGGCGGCCCCAGUGCGAGGCACCUGAGGUGCUGCACCAAGCCGAUGCUGGAGCCUGCCAGGAGUCUAGCAGAGUGA